AAACUUGCGCGUGCUGUGUUUUAAAACGUCGCUCUCCAUUUCUCGUGUGCCACAGUGGGUUUCGCGAGAAAAAGCACUAAGCCCGCCGAUGGAGCUAACAAGUGCUGAGGAUAUUAGGGCCGUAUUGGCUGGCGCGCUCAAAGGCUCCAGAGAUGUCAACUUAAUUAGUUAUCGAUUGGUUUCCAACUCGCCCAACGGAUUCAAUGGCCUCUACUACACCGUCUUAAUUGAUUAUUCACAGAAAAAUAAUGAGCAGGCGUUGACGUUGUCUUGUUUCGCCAAGGGUGUGCCUCCCAGUCGGCACCACGUCGCCUACAUAAAAGGCACCAAACUUUUGCACAAGGAAAACGAAUUCUUCCAAAAACUGCUGCCCUUUUUCCAGAAACACGUUACUUUUGAAGUUCCGGUGCCCAAAUGUUACUUCUCGCGGUUCGACGAGGACAAAUUUGUCAAUAGCCUAGUAAUUAUGGAAGAUCUGCAGGUUCAGGGUUUCAUCACCAGGGACCGGUUGGAGUUCAUGAACGAGAGAGAAUUGUUCCUGGUGAUGCCAGCGUUGGCCAAAUUGCACGCCGCUUCUUUGAUUGCCGAAGAGAAAUCAGGCAUUGACCUGAAGCAGUUCUGCCAGUUCCAUGACGAGGCCCUCUGGACCCUGGACGAGGAAAAUCCUGCGUACAAGUGGCUCCAAUCGAGCAUCGACACGAUAAUUGACGUGGCAAAGAGUUCGGAGAAGUUUGCUGAUCGUAUCGGAAAAAAUGAGCAUAAAUUGGCGCGAGCUUUUGAGGAGGCAAGACUUUUAUUUCGCCCGUCUGGCAAAUAUCGCAACUGCGUUUGUCACGGUGACAUUUGGAACAACAACCUGAUGUUCAAGUACUCGGGCUGUGAGGCGACGGACGUGCGCAUUAUCGACAUGCAAGUGUACCGAUUGGCUCCGCCGGUCACGGACGUGCUCAUGUUCCUUUUCUUGAAUUGCGACCGCCAAGUGCGUGCCCAAGUGAUGGACCGGCUGAUAUCGGACUAUUGGAAAGCGUUGGGGGCCUUGUUUCGAGACGCCGCUUGUCUUUUGCCGGAAGAAAUGGCCGAUUUGCCCACUUUCCAAAGACUUGCGGAGGAGUUUUGGCUGGUCGGACUUGUGGCGGCCGCAGGAUACGUGCCCAUGAACCAAAUGCCCCCUGGCGCGAGGGAAAAGAACAUGCCCCAAGCUGCCGAGGGCGAACAUGACUUUGACGUGGUGGACGAUUUCCUAAAGAGCAGAGGCGCGCCUGUUUUGCGGGGUAUGGAAAUGAGCAACUCUUUUAAGAAUAGUAUCGAAAAUGUCAUCGAAGAGUUGUUUAAAUAUAUUGGUAUUUAAUUAAAUUUAAUUUUUAGUGAAAAUAUGGUUCUAAUUGUAAAAUUUAAUUUAUAAUCAAGGGAAAAAUAAUUCCAAAAUCAAAGUUUUUCCCUUUCCUAGAUCGUUAUAAAUGUGCGUGUGUAUUUAUGUUCCAAUAAAUUUAGAGUUAAUAGAGUUUAUUUGAUGAUACACAGUUUGUAAAAACAAUUAAACUCAUUUUACCGAGAUUGCAUGUAAAAAUAAUUUAAUAAUGAAAUUUCAAGAUACAAAGUUAGUAUUACGCAUACUUACAAUAUAUUUUUUAAGUAAAAAACCAUACUAAAAAAAUUAUAUAUUUUUAAAUUAAAUUCAAAUAUAAAAUCAUUAUUUGGAAAGCUAUUGAUUUUUUUUUUUUAUAAAUGAAGUGUGUCGUGAUAUGACGAUUUUUCUGAUGACGUGGCUUUUUUUAAGGAAAGAGUAUUAGAGGAUAUUUGAUUUUAUGGGGGAAGGGCAUUAUUUUUUUUAGUAAGUCUUAAAUUAAUGAAAAUAUCCAAUUUCAUUUUUCACUAAAAUAAGUGAUUUAAAAAUCUCUGAUACGGCAAUUCAGGCCUUCUUUUGAUCUUAGAGGCAUGCCAACAAAUUUAUAAUAUGUAUAUGCUCCAUCCAUUUCUGCGAAAUGUAUUCAGCUUAGCUUGUAGAAAUUUUUGUCCAUAGACUAUUUGUAAAUAAUUUGCUCUAAUUAAUUGAUUAAUCAAUAUUAAAUUUCCUUUCAUGAAUUAAUUUUCACGUUAAAACGAGACUUGAAAGUCAACAUGUUGAAAUUAUAAAUUAAAAAUUUUAAGACUUCACCUCAAAACACCACCAGUUUUUUCACACUUGGCAAAAAAACACGACACAAGAGGUGUGCAAAUUCAAAAAGCCGUCAGCACUGCAAAAAGUAGAGCAGUCAGCAGCUUUAUUACAACAUGCGUGGUCCAAAUUAAGAGGGUUUCUUUGAGAACUCGGCUGGCUAGAUCAUUAUGAGCAGCAAGUCACGUCAAAGUGUCGCACGCGGAAAAUGAAAAUCGAGCAGCAGCAGCAGCAAAAGUGGGCGAAGAGUGCUUUGAUGUUUUGCACGCGUUUCUCUUCUGUUAAACAUGUACCCAUUAUGUCUGAGCGGAUUUUUAUCAUAUUUCGCAGCGCACCAGAGAGAGGAAACCCUUUGCCUGCUGCAUCAAUAAUGGCAAAAUGUACAAGGCCAGUUGGUGCUCGCUGCACACAGGUAGAAUAGCAAUGAGCACAAUUGGCACGUUUUGUUCCUCCAGGAGAGGAAUGCAAAUUUAUUAAUAAUACAUUUAUCUCCCAUUGAAAUAAGGAGUGCUUCCAAGAAAGCUCUUUCUGCAAUCUUUAGAAUUAUAUGAUGUAACUCUAGCGAUAAAUAUGAUUUCUUUCCCUAUCAUCGCUUAUUUCUCCAAUUCCAAUGGCAAGUACACAUGUUAUUUGGCAUAAUAUAUCAUGUAAUAAA
Messenger RNA from Neocloeon triangulifer, 2810 nucleotides. RefSeq lists its product as uncharacterized. The transcript has a single exon. Lineage: Eukaryota; Metazoa; Arthropoda; Insecta; Ephemeroptera; Baetidae. The record is from RefSeq and is a predicted model, not a curated record. The coding region runs from base 89 to 1348 and encodes 419 amino acids.